Messenger RNA from Clavispora lusitaniae ATCC 42720, 1494 nucleotides. It is a transcript of the gene GCN5, whose product is annotated as histone acetyltransferase. Gene Ontology annotation, cellular component: histone acetyltransferase complex. The record is from RefSeq and is a predicted model, not a curated record. Gene Ontology annotation, molecular function: histone H3 acetyltransferase activity; protein binding. Gene Ontology annotation, biological process: positive regulation of transcription by RNA polymerase II; chromatin remodeling. NCBI's taxonomy places the organism in Eukaryota, Fungi, Ascomycota, Pichiomycetes, Serinales, Metschnikowiaceae.
AUGGUUGACCGUAAAAGAGGGGCCACCAGUUCAGCGAACGAGAAUUCGAAGCGUAAGAAAGGGGGCCGGUCUAAAGAUGUGAAGCUCGAGGAUGAAGAAGAGUUCCAAGAAGAUGGAUUGAUGGAGAGUUCGCCAAGCCCUCCACUAGAGUCUGACACAGAUACUGCGGUGAAAGAUGAGGACAUAGAAGAGGAAGAAGAUGGUAAGUCGGACGACGAAGCGUUUGAAAAGAGCUCUAAUGCGAAUAGUGAUGCGCUCAAAGAAGAUGACGAUGAUGAGGAUAACGAGGAUGAGAAAGAUGAUACAGAAAAUAAAGCUGAUGGUGAAGAAGAUGAAGAAAAGGUGAACGAAAGUGACAAUGAUGACGAAGACGAAGAAGAAAAAAGACGUAUAACCACAUUCAAUUUCGAUGGAACUGAGUACACGUUUAAAGAGAGGCCCUCAGUCAUUGAAGAAAGAGACGGGAAAAUUGAAUUCCGAGUGGUCAAUAACGACAAUACAAGGGAAAACCUCAUUGUUCUCACUGGUCUUAUGAACAUUUUUCAGAAACAGUUGCCCAAGAUGCCCAGGGAAUACAUUCUGAGAUUAGUAUACGAUCGCUCUCAUUUGUCUAUGGCGGUGGUUAGAAAACCUUUGACAGUGGUAGGUGGUAUUACGUAUCGUCCUUUUGACAGCAGAGGCUUUGCUGAAAUUGUGUUUUGUGCCAUAUCGUCUACAGAGCAAGUGAGAGGUUAUGGUGCUCAUUUGAUGAAUCAUUUGAAAGACUAUGUUAGAGCGACGUCUCCAAUCAAAUACUUUUUAACAUAUGCCGAUAACUAUGCCAUUGGCUACUUCAAAAAACAAGGCUUUACCAAAGAAAUCACUCUUCCUAAGAAUAUAUGGAUGGGAUAUAUAAAAGAUUACGAAGGUGGUACAUUGAUGCAAUGCUCGAUGCUUCCUUCACGCAUGCGCUAUCUUGAUUCGGGAAAGAUUUUACUAUUACAGAAAGCGGCAAUCGAGAAAAAGAUAAAAAUGAGAUCCAAAUCACAUGUGGUGCGGCCGGGUCUUCAGGUUUUCAAAAAUGCUGCGCCGGGUUUCAAGCUUCUGGCGAAGGAUAUCCCAGGCCUUUUGGAGAGUGGUUGGCUGGAAGAAAUGGACAAGCUUGCACAGAAACCUAAACGCGGACCGCACUACAACUUCAUGGUUACGCUAUUAUCCGAGCUUACUAAUCAUCCUCUGGCUUGGCCAUUUGCGGUUCCUGUCAAUAAAGAAGAAGUGGGUGACUAUUACGACGUCAUUAAGGAACCAAUGGACUUGUCGACUAUGGAGCAGAAACUCGAGAACGACAAGUACGAAACAUUUGAUCAGUUUUUGUACGAUUGCAAAUUGAUCUUCAACAAUUGCCGGUCUUACAAUGCCGAAAGCACUACCUAUUUCAAAAAUGCCACUAAGCUUGAAAAGUUCUUAAACAAGAAGAUCAAAGAAAGCGCCGAUUAUUCGCACUUUUUAGAAUAA